This is a messenger RNA of Oppiella nova, 201 nucleotides long. The record is from the annotation of a GenBank genome assembly. NCBI's taxonomy places the organism in Eukaryota, Metazoa, Arthropoda, Arachnida, Sarcoptiformes, Oppiidae.
AUGGUUCCCAAAGUCUUGUCGAAACGACAAUCAAAGCCAGACUCGGAUGAGAAGCUGUGUCUAUACAACGGAAAGGGAUUUGAUUUCUGCGAGAGUUCUUGGAAUCUAAUCACUUAUUUGAAGAUCUGGUUUCGCUAUGGUUUCGAUGUCAACAAACUUCAGGCAAAAGUGUCCAAAAUUAUUGAUAGCUUUGAAAAGUAG